UGGCUUCCCUCGCCACAUGAUAGGACACCAUAGAGAUAAGAGAGACGUCUGUAGAAGGCCUAAGAACCAAAAGAAAACAGGAAGUUGUCGUCUGGGGCAUACCAGAAGUGAUCAGUUUCUCUCUCCCCACCCCGAAGUUGUUUUGGUAGAUGCCGGAAGAGAAGGCCCCGGCUUACGGCGAGGGUCCAAGAUGGCGGAGGUGGAGGAAGUGACCGAGGGGUGUCGCCUCCCCGUGCUGCGCCGUAACCAGGACAACGAAGACGAGUGGCCACUGGCUGAAAUCCUCAGCGUCAAGGACAUCAGUGGCCGGAAACUUUUCUACGUUCAUUACAUUGACUUUAACAAGCGCCUGGACGAAUGGGUGACCCACGACCGGCUGGACCUGAAGAAGAUACAGUUCCCUAAAAAGGAGGCCAAGACUCCCACCAAGAAUGGGCUGCCUGGAUCACGGCCCAGCUCUCCAGAUCGUGAUGUGAGGAAGACCUUGGAUCUGUCUCUACAACCAGCCGCAACUCCAUCCAGCGGUAAAACUCUGCCCAUCCCGGUGCAGAUAACCCUCCGUUUUAACCUACCUAAAGAGAGGGAGGCCGUCCCCGGCUCGCCCGACCAACCCCUCUCCUCCAGCUCCUGCGUCCAGCCAAACCAUCGCUCAACGAAACGGAAAGUGGAGGUGGUUUCUCCAGCAACCCCCAUCCCCGCUCCAACCGAGACGACGCAGGCAUCGGUGUUCCCCCAAAACGGCUCUGCACGGCGAGCGGUGGCUGCCCAGCCUGGCCGGAAGAGAAAAUCCAACUGCCUUGGAACAGAUGAGGACUCCCAGGACAGCUCAGACGGCAUCCCCUCAGCCCCGCGCAUGACAGGCAGCCUGGUCUCGGACCGCAGCCACGACGACAUCAUCACGCGCAUGAAGAACAUUGAGUGCAUUGAGCUGGGGCGGCACCGCUUGAAGCCGUGGUACUUCUCGCCCUACCCGCAGGAGCUCACCACCCUCCCCGUCCUCUACCUCUGCGAGUUUUGCCUUAAGUACGUCAAGAGCCUCAAAUGUCUCCAGAGGCAUCUGACGAAGUGUGAUUUGCGGCAUCCCCCAGGAAACGAAAUCUACCGCAAGGGGACGAUCUCCUUCUUUGAGAUCGAUGGGCGGAAGAACAAGAGCUACUCGCAAAACCUCUGCCUCCUGGCCAAGUGCUUCCUGGACCACAAGACCCUCUACUACGACACAGAUCCCUUCCUCUUCUAUGUCAUGACAGAGUACGACAGCAAAGGGUUCCACAUUGUCGGCUACUUCUCUAAGGAGAAGGAAUCCACAGAGGACUACAACGUGGCCUGUAUCCUGACUCUGCCCCCUUACCAGAGGCGUGGCUAUGGCAAGUUGCUGAUUGAAUUCAGCUACGAGCUCUCCAAGGUGGAAGGGAAGACGGGCACUCCGGAGAAGCCUCUCUCAGACUUGGGGCUCCUGUCCUACCGCAGCUACUGGUCCCAGACCAUCCUCGAGAUCCUCAUGAACCUCAAAUCAGAGACCGGAGAGCGUCCGCAGAUCACCAUCAACGAGAUCAGCGAAAUCACGAGCAUCAAGAAGGAAGACGUCAUCUCCACGUUGCAAUACCUCAACCUCAUCAACUACUACAAGGGCCAGUAUAUCUUGACACUCUCAGAGGACAUAGUGGAUGGACACGAGCGUGCCAUGCUGAAGCGAAUCCUCCGUAUCGACUCCAAGUGUCUGCACUUCACGCCAAAGGACUGGAGCAAGAGAGGAAAGUGGUGAGGGCAAAGAGCUGCCCACGUUGACUAGGGAAUGGAUGCUUGUAGGCCGUUCACCCUCCUCUUCCUCCCAUUCUCUGACGGUGAGGAUCAGGCAAGGGUGCCCGUGCGCGCUUUCAAAGACUGUUUCCAGCCAGCUUUCAAAGACAGGCAUUGUUGGCCUGCCAGACCUCUUGAGGGGGAAAAUCUGGGCCCCGUGUGCCUUGGACUUGCCUGGCUGUUUGUAUAUAGGACUUUUGUGGAUCCCUCGUUGAAUUGAGCCGUUGUGUACAGAUGCUGAUAAAGCACAGACGAAGCGACCCAACCUGCUCUCCUUUGGGACUGGAUUAUUUAUUUAUAAAAACCACCACCAAGAAUCAAAGGCUGGAGCCUGCCUCCUUGAGUGACAAAGACAUUUCAUGGGGGCUACUCCCCCCCCCCGGGUAUCUAUAUAUCAGCUGCAGGAAGAGAAAGCAUUUCUGCUGCCCUCUUUCCAGAGGGAAGUUGUGCUGUGCAGUCUCAGACAAGAGAAGCCGCCGGGCCAGCUCCACAAGCCCCUCUAUGACCAGAUCUCUGAGCCUGCGGUGCCAUUCACAGGGGUGAAGGUGCGGAAAGGAGGGAGAAUUGUUCCGGAGUAGCAGGCGGCGUGAGGACUUCUCGCUUUCUCGCCCCCUUUCCCAAGGGUCUUCGUGAGCCAGAGGAGGAGGAGCCUUAAAACAAAAAAGCAAACCCCACCCAACUUCUGUGCUCAGAAUAAAUUAACAAAAUGGUUUUUAAA
Molecule: messenger RNA, 2515 nt
Organism: Rhineura floridana
Lineage: Eukaryota; Metazoa; Chordata; Lepidosauria; Squamata; Rhineuridae
Gene: KAT5
Product: lysine acetyltransferase 5
Exons: 14
Coding region: 17-1762 (581 amino acids)
Biological process (GO): regulation of DNA-templated transcription
Molecular function (GO): histone acetyltransferase activity
Source: RefSeq, a predicted model, not a curated record